AUGGGGAAUACAUCUAGCGUCGCCGGCCGUGAAUGCUUCAUGGCCGCCGUGGGAGGAAACCCUAACAUGGCCACAUUUCGCGGGGACUUUUCGUAUGAAUUCCGGGCCUUGCCAUCUUAUAACCUGGCCAUCCCUGUCCAUCCUGAUGUGAUCACAUAUCCGACUACUACGACUCAAGUCGCUGAAAUCGUCCGUUGUGCCGUUGAGAGAGACUACCAGGUGCAAGCCUACAGUGGAGGCCACAGCUAUGGUAACUAUGGUCUGGGAGGAGCCGAUGGUCAUGUCGUCGUCGACCUAAGAAACUUCCAACAAUUCUCCAUGGAUCCAGACACCCAUAUUGCCACGGUUGGGGCCGGUACAAAUUUGGGUGAUCUCAAAGACCGUCUUAUGCAUGCAGGCGGUAGAGCGAUGACACAUGGAGCUUGUCCACAAGUCGGCGUUGGCGGUCAUUUCACCAUUGGUGGUUUCGGUCUCAUGUCGCGACUAUGGGGAACUGCGCUGGACCAUGUGCUAGAGGCUGAAGUAGUCUUGGCCAAUUCUAGCAUUGUGAUAGCAUCGGAUACCCAGAACCAAGACAUUUUCUGGGCUAUUAAGGGUGCGGGCGCCAGCUUUGGCAUCGUGACUGAGUUCAAAGUUCGCACUCAGGAGAUUCCAAAAGGCGCUGUGCAAUACACCUAUACUUUCAGCCAGGGAGAUGUACUGGACAAAGUCAAAAUCUUCCAAGCUUGGCAGUCUGUCGUGGCAAAGCCUAAUAUUACCCGUAAUUAUUCCACGGAGCUCACAGUCUUCCCGGGGGGUAUUGUGAUCACAGGCAGCUUCUUUGGAACCACAGCAGAGUUCCAAGAAUUUGAGCACGAGAACAAUCUCCCUAUCCAGAGCAAGGGAAAUGUCGCAUACAUCACAAACUGGCUGGCUUUACUAGCCCAUGCAGCUGAGAAUUACAUAGUCUCGAUCGGCGGAGCCUUACUCACUUCGUUCUACUCUAAGUCAGUAUCUUUCACAGUCGACGAACUGUUCUCCGAGCACGCCCUAGUCGCCUUGUUCACAUACCUCGACAUUGCACCGAAGGGUACUCAGAACUGGUGGGUUAUUUUCGACCUGGAAGGAGGCGCAACCAACGAUGUUCCUAUGAAUGCCACGGCCUAUGUUCACCGUGAUGCUGUCAUGUGGAUGCAAUCCUAUGCAGUUCUUGGCUUUGAGCCUCCGGCAUACCUGUCCAGGAGGUUUCUUGAUCGCUUGCAUCAAGUUGUGAUGGAGAAUCGACCACCCGGUCCUCUUCGUUCGUAUCCGGGAUAUGUUGAUCCUUAUAUCAAAAAUGGUCAAAUGGCAUACUGGGGAUCCAAUCUUGGACGACUUCAACAUAUCAAGACUCUUGUUGAUCCGAAGGAUGUCUUUCACAACCCACAGAGUGUAGCUGUUAAUCCCAUUGCCGAUUCCCAUAGCUAA
Messenger RNA from Penicillium griseofulvum, 1446 nucleotides. Its product is annotated as FAD-binding oxidoreductase. Bases 1 to 1446 code for a protein of 481 amino acids. Gene Ontology annotation, molecular function: FAD binding; oxidoreductase activity. NCBI's taxonomy places the organism in Eukaryota, Fungi, Ascomycota, Eurotiomycetes, Eurotiales, Aspergillaceae. The transcript has 2 exons. The record is from RefSeq and is a predicted model, not a curated record.